Molecule: messenger RNA, 330 nt
Organism: Necator americanus (New World hookworm)
Lineage: Eukaryota; Metazoa; Nematoda; Chromadorea; Rhabditida; Ancylostomatidae
Exons: 1
Coding region: 1-330 (109 amino acids)
Source: RefSeq, a predicted model, not a curated record
AUGGACGCCAUGGGAGUGAAGCUUGAUAGUCGACGGCUACAUCAUCUACCCUUCCCUGAUGACAUCGUUCUGAUAACAUCUAGCAUCAGCCAGGCGGGACGUACACUGACUGAAUUGGACGAAACCAGUGGGUGCAUCGGUCUUCAGCUGAAUCUGCAAAAGACGAUGUUCAUGCGUAACGGAUGGGUCUCGGAUCCCCCAUUCACGCUCAACGGAACGAAUAUAUUCGAAUGCACCAGCUACGUUUAUCUGGGUCGAGAAAUGAACUUGAUGAACAAACCUGACCCCCGGGCUGGGCAGGAGGAGACAAGCGGCUUGGGGAGCGUAUAA